Messenger RNA from Emiliania huxleyi CCMP1516, 2166 nucleotides. RefSeq lists its product as hypothetical. Gene Ontology annotation, molecular function: ATP binding; protein kinase activity. NCBI's taxonomy places the organism in Eukaryota, Haptophyta, Isochrysidales, Noelaerhabdaceae. The coding region runs from base 1 to 2166 and encodes 721 amino acids. The record is from RefSeq and is a predicted model, not a curated record. The transcript has 2 exons. Gene Ontology annotation, biological process: protein phosphorylation.
AUGCCCAGAGCCCCAUCGGAUGCGGUGUCGCGGAUGGUCACAAAGUGCUGGCCUGCGCGUCGACCUGCAGCAGUUACCGCCACCGUGUGCGUCUCUUCCCUUCCUGAAGCUGAGGCGCACAACAGCGCCCCCUGGGAGAUCCAGUGUGUGAUGCGAGUAGUGGCUGCUGCGUCGUCGUAUUCACCAAGAGAAUACCGCUUUGCGAAUCCACCGGCCCUGCUGGCGGAGGAGGAGGCGGAGAAGGAGGAGCGCGCCAAGGAGAGCAAGAAGGGCAAGAAGAAGAAGAAGAAGAGCGGCGGCGGUGAGGCAGACAACGCGGCUCCUGGCCCCAGCGCCACCGCCGCUCUGCCGCCGCCAGCCCCACCGCCAGCCCCAUCUCCUCCGCCCGCCGACGCAGCCGCCAUUGCCGCGGCGGACGAGGCGCUGCAGCAGGCCGUGGCCGCUGGCUCGUACGAGAGAUUAGCCAGUGCGCUGGAGGCGUGCAGCGGCCUCGCAAGCCUGGCCGUGCUGGCGGCGGCGAGGCGCGCGCGCGACAAGCUCAAGGAGGCGCGGAGGAGGGACAGCCAGCGGCUGCGCAAGGCGCAUGGCGCGGCGAUGGGCGCGCUCAAGUCGCUCGACACCGCGGACAGCCCCUCCGCGCUCCGAGCGGGCAUCGCUGCUGCCAGGCCGCACGUGGGCGCGCUGCCUGCCUUGGCCGAGGAGGUGAGCGCGGCGGAGUCGAAGCUGGAAACUCUGUCUGUCGCCUCCGAGCCGGCCGCGGCGGAAGAGGCUGUUGCUCGGCCAGUCGAGAUAGCCUUGUCGGACCUCACCGCGGCUACCGACGGGUUUGCAGAGGGCAAGCUGAUUGGCAGCGGCGGCUUCAGCCACGUCUACGAGGCGUCGGCCGACCUCCACCUCUCCCUCGCCGCGCCUCCGCAGCUGCGCCACUUGCCGCUCGUCGUCAAGCGGGCAAAGUCGGGCCAGUCGGGCGGUUUGUCGCGGGCGGAGCUCGAGGUGAAGCUUCUCAAGGCGGUGAGCCACCCGCACCUGCUGCCGCUGCUCGGCUACUGCCUCUCGCCCGACGGCGUCUGCCUCCUCUCACCGCUGAUGCGCGGCGGCUCGCUCGAGGCGCGGCUGCGCCUCUCGGAUCCCGACCGCGCUGCGCAGCUCCGGCGGCUGGGCAUGGUAGAGCCGCCGAGGCCGCUGACGUGGCAGCAGCGCGUGCGUGUCGCGUGCGAGGCGACCGAGGCGCUCGUCUACCUCCACUCGAAGGGCAUCGUGCACCGCGACGUCAAGCCGGACAACAUCCUGCUCGACGAGAAGCUGACCGCCGUCCUUGCCGACACGGGCUUCGCCAAGGACCAGCGUCCCGACGCUUCUGUCCGCUGCCGCUCGACCGCCCUCUACAUGUCCACGGGCUACCUCUGCCCCUCCAUCUCCAAGGGGGGCGAGUACUCGAGCAAGACGGACGGCUACGCCAUCGGCAUCACCCUCCUCGUCUGCCUCACCAGUCGCUCCGAGGUGCAGCUCACCGACCGGUGCGAGGACGAGUUCGAGGAGGACUGGACCGACAUCGACGCAGUGAAGCUCGCCGACGUGGCUGCGGGCUGGCCAGUCGACGCGGCGCGCGCAGUAAAGGACCUCGCGCAGGCGGGGGACGGGCAGAAGAGCCUCUGCCACCACAGCUUGCGCAAGCGGCCCACGCUGCCCGAGGCGCUGUUGACGCUCCGGGCGCUGCUGUCUGGCGCGCAGGGCGGGGCGGGGGUGGAGGAGGCUGCGCCGGCACCUGGAGACGAGGCCGCUGCGGCAGCCGCCCGCACCACCGGCUACGAGCCUUCGCCGCUCUCGGUGCAGGUGCGCGGCAUGCGCACGGGCGGCGACGCGCAGGCGCGCAUCCAGGGCAACAUGCUGCUCGCCUUCAACACGCUGAUGCCGCGCCUCGACGCCGUCUACGCCUCGCGCUCUGCGGCGGCGCCCGACGGCUUCGAGGAGCGCAUCAACUAUUGGCACCGCGAGUGCGGCCUGCCUACCGAGCUGCGGAGCCAGCUGCACUCGCUGCGCAUCUGGGCGAACGCGGCGAGGCACCACGACGCGGCGAGGUGGAGGAGGGACGGGCCGCGGAGCGAGGGGGAGGCGUCGCGGCUAGUUGCCGAGGUGACGGAGGCGAUCGGGGCGAUCGAGGGGUAA